AUGAGAAAUAAGUUUUUGUCAUUUAUGAGAAAUUUUCAGAGAGAACCGAAGUUGGUUUUUGCACGCGAUCCCCGUGGGCGAACUGCGUUGCAUCUGGCGUCAUGGAGAGGCCACUAUCAGUGUGUGGAAUACCUGAUCGAGAAGGGGGUAGAAUUGGAAGCGGCUGACGAAAACGGCGCCACAGCUUUGAUGUAUGCUGUAAAGGAGGCAUCCUCGGUGCAUAUCGUGGAAUAUCUUUUGCACAACGGAGCAGAUGUGUCCAAAAAGGAUCGCAACAACAACACAGCUUUACAUCACUGCUGUUUGAGCAAGAGCGAGGAAUGCGGAAAGGCACGUGUUGGCGAAUCAUUUGGAGAAGUACGACUCGAAGAGAGAGAUUUGUAA
Molecule: messenger RNA, 384 nt
Organism: Ostertagia ostertagi
Lineage: Eukaryota; Metazoa; Nematoda; Chromadorea; Rhabditida; Trichostrongylidae
Source: the annotation of a GenBank genome assembly